Molecule: messenger RNA, 1770 nt
Organism: Lactuca virosa
Lineage: Eukaryota; Viridiplantae; Streptophyta; Magnoliopsida; Asterales; Asteraceae
Source: the annotation of a GenBank genome assembly
AGUCAAAUCACACAAUGACAAUCACAUGCUUUCCUUCUCUACUUGAGACGCUCCUGAUAAUUCCCUACUACCGUCGCCGCCGCACAACGGAAUCAAUGGUGUUCGCUCCUUCACCUUUUCGGUCGACCUCCUCUGCUACACUCUCUAUCCAAAGCCCUAAUUUAUCGUCAACAAUCGAUCAUCGUCUAAUCUUCUCCGUCUCAUUCGAUUCUCUAAACAAGCGACGUUCGGCCGCGACGGAAGUACUGUGCUGCGCAUCACAACCGAAGAACAUGGCAGCGCCGCCAAAAGAAGCGAAGCUAUGGGGAGGAAGGUUCGAGGAAGGAGUUACGGAUGCAGUCGAGAGGUUUACUGAAUCGAUAUCUUUCGAUAAAGCGCUUUACAAGCACGACAUUAUGGGUAGCCGUGCUCACGCUUCCAUGCUCGCUAAGCAGGGAUUAAUUAGUUUCAGCGACAGGGAUAGCAUUCUUGAAGGUCUGGACCAGAUACAGGAACGAAUCGAAAGGGGGGAGUUUGAGUGGAGGACUGACAGAGAAGAUGUACACAUGAACAUUGAAGCAGCCCUUACUGAUUUGAUUGGUGAACCUGCCAAGAAACUGCAUACAGCCAGGAGUCGAAAUGAUCAAGUUUCAACUGAUUUUCGCUUGUGGUGUCGUGAUGCCAUUGAUAUGAUUGUUGCACGCAUUAAACAUUUUCAGAUUGCAAUGGUAAAGUUGGCUAAGACGAAUGAGGGAGUGAUUGUCCCUGGUUAUACACAUUUGCAAAGGGCACAACCAGUUCUACUUCAACAUCAUCUCUUAGCAUAUGUUGAACAGCUUGAUCGUGAUGCUGGGCGUUUAUUGGAUUGCAGAGUUAGGGUAAAUUUCUGCCCUUUAGGAGCAUGUGCAUUAGCUGGCACUGGUCUUCCCAUAGACAGAUUCAUGACCUCUGAUGCUCUAGGAUUCACUGCUCCAAUGAGGAACAGUAUGGAUGCAGUUUCAGAUCGUGAUUUUGUUUUGGAGCUUCUUUCUGCUAAUGCGAUUAUAGCAAUGCAUUUAUCUCGGCUUGGUGAAGAAUGGGUGUUAUGGGCAUCAGAGGAAUUUGGGUUCAUUACUCCUAGUGAUUCUGUUUCAACAGGUAGCAGCAUUAUGCCUCAGAAGAAAAACCCUGAUCCAAUGGAACUUGUUCGUGGGAAAUCUGCUAGGGUUUUAGGUGACCUUGUCACCCUUCAAGUUUUAUGCAAAGGUCUUCCACUCGCUUACAACCGUGAUCUACAGGAAGACAAGGAACCGGUAUUUGACAGUGUGAAAACAAUUAUGGGAAUGUUGGAAGUAUCAUCGGAGUUUGCAAACAACAUCACCUACAAUAAAGAAAGAAUAAACAAGGCUUUGCCAGCUGGACAUCUAGAUGCCACCACACUUGCAGAUUAUCUUGUUCACAAGGGAAUACCUUUUCGGACAUCACAUGACAUAGUUGGAAGGGCAGUUGCAUUAUGUGUAUACAAAAAGUGUGAGCUUCAAGAGCUGAGUCUUGAUGAGUUGCGUACAAUUAACACAGUAUUUGAGAUGGAUGUGUAUGAGUAUCUUGGGGUUCAAAAUUCCAUCAACAAGUUUACUUCUUAUGGCUCCACGGGUUCUGAAUGUGUGGCUGCUCAACUAGAUUUUUGGAUCACAAGGCUCGGUAUCGAUCAAUGACAAAAUUUUGUAUUUGGGACAAAUAUAUUGUAAAACCUAAAUGCAUUUUGUUUUUGUUUUCUGAACCAUGUUUCAUUUUGUGGCUCUUGUCUUGCCC